CGUUGAAGUCCUUCUCCUUCUUCGCCUCGUCUUGCCGUGGGCCGCGGAGGGAUCGGUUCUCUUUCCCCAUGAUCUGCGUCCUCCCGCCGGAAUCUUGACUAAAAGUUCUCCUAUUGGGAAAAUAAAUUAUACACCAUGAAAGCGCUCAUUCUUGUUGGAGGAUUUGGCACCCGCCUUCGGCCUCUGACGCUUAGUUUCCCAAAGCCACUUGUUGAUUUUGCUAACAAACCAAUGAUCCUUCAUCAGAUUGAAGCGCUGAAGGAUGUUGGAGUUACAGAAGUCAUUUUGGCCAUCAAUUAUCGACCAGAGGUCAUGAUUAGCUUCUUGAAAGACUUUGAGGAUAAGCUUGGAAUUAAAAUCACUUGCUCGCAAGAGACUGAACCGCUUGGAACAGCUGGCCCCUUGGCGUUAGCCAGAGACAAGCUAAUUGAUGGUUCUGGUGAACCUUUCUUUGUCCUCAACAGUGAUGUCAUAAGUGAAUACCCCUUUGCUAACCUAAUUCAGUUCCACAAAUCGCAUGGCGGGGAGGCAACAGUGAUGGUGACCAAGGUUGACGAACCAUCCAAAUAUGGUGUUGUUGUGAUGGAUGAAGAAAAUGGGAGGGUCGAUAGAUUUGUGGAGAAGCCCAAAAUAUUUGUUGGAAACAAGAUCAAUGCUGGGAUUUACUUGUUGAAUCCAUCAGUCUUGGACCGUAUUGAUCUGAGACCAACCUCAAUUGAGAAGGAAGUUUUCCCAAAAAUAGCAGCUGAGAAACAGCUCUAUGCCAUGGUCCUGCCCGGUUACUGGAUGGACAUCGGCCAGCCAAAGGACUACAUCACAGGCCUACGGCUCUAUCUGGACUCGCUGCGGAAAAAAACAUCAACAAAAUUAGCGGCUGGCUCUCAUAUCAUAGGGAAUGUCCUGAUCCAUGAGAAUGCUGUGAUAGGCGACGGAUGCCUCAUCGGGCCAGAUGUUGCCAUUGGUCCUGGAUGCGUGAUCGAGUCUGGAGUUAGGCUAUCAAGGUGCACUGUGAUGCGAGGUGUUCGAAUUAGGAAGCACGCAUGCAUCUCCGGCAGCAUCAUUGGUUGGCAUUCGACAGUGGGGCAGUGGGCACGGAUAGAAAACAUGACCAUUCUUGGCGAGGACGUGCAUGUUUCCGAUGAGGUGUAUAGCAAUGGAGGGGUUGUUCUCCCACAUAAAGAAAUCAAAUCAAGCAUCCUGAAGCCCGAGAUAGUCAUGUGAGAGGUGAAACGCACUUGUUGGUGUUAUGCCAGCUAUCCCGUUCCUAUGUGUCUUUGUCAUUGCAAUCACUAGUCUUGUUCUUUCAUUUUCCUGAGUACUACUGUGGUUCUUUUCACAAGCGAUAGAUUGUAGACAUAAGUUGUACAAUACAAUGUUGAGCGCUGAAGCUCCAGAGUUUUUUUUUUCUUUUUGCAGAUUUGUUGCUCCUGUUUAUUUUCCUUGCCUCUGCGCUCUGUCUAAUGUAAUAAAGCAUUAAAUAAAAGGUUAUUUCUUGUCAAA
Zingiber officinale is the source of this 1500-nucleotide messenger RNA. RefSeq names its product probable mannose-1-phosphate guanylyltransferase 3. Gene Ontology annotation, cellular component: cytoplasm. The transcript has 5 exons. The record is from RefSeq and is a predicted model, not a curated record. Lineage: Eukaryota; Viridiplantae; Streptophyta; Magnoliopsida; Zingiberales; Zingiberaceae. Gene Ontology annotation, molecular function: GTP binding; mannose-1-phosphate guanylyltransferase (GTP) activity. Gene Ontology annotation, biological process: cell wall mannoprotein biosynthetic process; GDP-mannose biosynthetic process. Bases 136 to 1221 code for a protein of 361 amino acids.